AUGGAAGGAAUCGAACAAGUCUCCGUGACGAAACAGAGGCGAAGAGCCCACAAAAGCCGGUGUCUAACUGUUGCCAGCAUGCUUCUCGGCGUACUGCUGCUGAUAUCCAUCGUCGUUCUCAUCCUCGCCUUCACUGUCUUCAAAGCCAAGCAGCCUAAAACCAAGCUCGUUUCAGCAGCACUUGAUGGAGUCUCCCCUCGCAUCUCGUUCCCUGUUGUUAAUAUUCAACUGAACGUCACGCUCGACCUCCAACUCCUUGUUGAAAACCCAAACCAUGCCAGCUUCAAGCACGGCCAGGGAAAGAGUGUCCUUUCGUAUCGGGGUGAUCAAUUCGGGGAGGCCGACAUCCCGCCGGGUAACAUACCCGCCAGGGGCUCAGCUACGUUUUCCAGCAGGCUUGUACUCCAGCUUGAUGAGAUGGCGUCCAAUAUAAGAGCUUUGAUCGACGAUGUAUUGGACGGUGAACUGGUCGUGGAUACUCGAACACGGAUUCCGGGCAGAGUUACGUUCCUGAAGGUUUUCAAGAAGCAUGCGGUUGUUACAUCCGAAUGCCAAUUCACCAUAGAGGUUUUAGCCCUCAAGCUCCAAAGCCAGAAGUGCAAGAGUAAGUCAAAGCUGUAA
Messenger RNA from Hibiscus syriacus, 621 nucleotides. RefSeq lists its product as uncharacterized. The transcript has a single exon. NCBI's taxonomy places the organism in Eukaryota, Viridiplantae, Streptophyta, Magnoliopsida, Malvales, Malvaceae. The coding region runs from base 1 to 621 and encodes 206 amino acids. The record is from RefSeq and is a predicted model, not a curated record.